CCGAGGGGAGAGGGCCGGAAGUACAAGCGGGCGGGCGGAGGAAGCUGGUAGGCACGCGCCACUCGGAGGCAGUAGCGGCGGCAGCGGCGCAGCGGGAGGUUUGCCUAAAAGAAAAAGAAGAUAGCUGGGCGCCGCACGCCGCAGGUCCACGCAUGCGUCCGCGAGCCGGGUAGAGGCAGGAAGAAGCCGCCCCGGGCGACGCGGGCCCUGGGGAGGGACUAGCCAUUUUCCGGAAGAGGCGGGCCGGCGGGCGAGGCGCUGAAUUCGAAAGUGCUCGCUGGGUUUUUCCUCGGGCCGCUGCGCUGCUGUUUACUUUGGAAACGAAUGAAGACUUUGUGUUUUUCCCUUUGAGAAAAUCAGAAAGGUGGAAGCCGCCGUAGUUAGGCUUGGAUCCAAGCUGGUAAAGGACGAAGGGCUUCUUCCAGAACCCAGGUGGAAGGGUUGUCCGGGUAAGUCCCUUGGGACUGAGGAGAGGCUGGCCUGAUUCUUCCUCCAGCUCUUUUGAAAAUCUAGGCCCGGAGCCGCGCCUCCUCCAAAACGCCUUCUGCGGCGCGCCUUGAAGGAAGUGGAAGGCGCGAGCCGAGCCUCCGAGCGCGAUCCUGCCCUUACUUUGUGCCGGCGAGUGGGCUCUGGGCCCGCGCCACCGAGCUGCUGGGUCCCCUGUGCCCUCCUCCUGCCUCCAAGGAGUCCAAGGCUCUCUGUGGGUGAGCCUACCCGCCUGCCUAUCUGCACGCUUGUUCUCCUACGUUAUCUUGAAAAUAAUUCUGUAGGAUUCACAUAGGGCACUGGGGUUGUGUGGGUACAGUCCCCCACCCCCGCGCCCCCUAGAGUGUUUCCGCUCACUUCUCAACCCGAAGCUCAUCCACCCCUUCAGUAUGACACCUUCCCCGUGAAUACGCAGACCUAGUCAAGUAACCUACUUUGCAACACCCAGAAUCUUUCCUUCCAGUUGGGGAAAAAGAUGGCAUUUGCCCAUCCCCAUCUGAUGUCUAACCUCCGGUUUCCAAAGAACCUUGUACUUGUGAAAGUAAAUAUGUGUUGUGGCCUUUGCCAUGGAUCAGUGAAGAGUAUCAUAUAAUCAACAAACUAAAAUGUGGGGACAAAUCGGUCCUGGUUGGUAACUCAUGUGAAGCAUUCAUGGAAUUCCCUGCUUAGGUGUCACUUCCUUCAGGAAACCGUGAUGUCCAGGACUAGAUAAUCAACAGAAUGGGAGUGAAUGACUUGUGGCAAAUUUUGGAGCCUGUUAAGCAACACAUCGACUUGCAGAGUCUUAGUGGGAAAACCAUUGCAGUUGAUUUGAGUCUCUGGGUGUGUGAGGCCCAGUCAGUCAAAAAAAUGAUUGGAACUGUCAUGAAGCCACACCUCAGGAACUUAUUUUUUCGUAUCUCAUAUUUAACACAAAUGGAUGUAAAACUGGUGUUUGUUAUGGAAGGGGAACCACCAAAGCUGAAAGCUGACGUCAUGAAUAAGAGGAAUCAGAUUCGGUAUGGACCUUCUGGAAAAGCAUGGUCUCAGAAAACAGGGAGAUCGCAUUUUAAGUCAGUCUUAAGAGAGUGCCUAGAUAUGCUAGAAUGUCUAGGAGUCCCCUGGGUUCAGGCUGCUGGAGAAGCAGAAGCCAUGUGUGCUCACCUUAAUGCCAGUGGCCAGGUAGAUGGCUGCCUUACCAACGAUGGUGAUGCUUUCCUCUAUGGAGCCCAGACUGUCUACAGGAAUUUCACUAUAAGUACAAAGGAUCCUCACAUUGACUGUUACACAAUGUCAUCUAUCAAGAGUAAACUAGGUUUGGACAGAGAUGCUCUGGUUGGACUAGCAAUACUUCUUGGUUGUGACUAUCUUCCAAAGGGAGUCCCUGGAGUUGGAAAAGAGCAAGCAUUGAAACUCAUACAGAUUUUGAAAGGUCAAAGUUUGCUUGAGAGAUUUAAUCAGUGGAAUGAAAAAUCAAGUUAUUCUGCUGUGCAACCACUAGUAGCUAAAAAACUGGCUCACUGCUCUGUGUGCUGCCAUCCAGGCUCACCUAAGGAUCAUGAAUGUAAUGGAUGCAAAUUAUGUAAAAGUGAUAGAUACUGUGAACCGCAUGACUAUGAAUACUCCUGUCCUUGUGAAUGGCACCAGACAGAACAUGAUAGGCAACUAAAUGGAGUGGAGAACAAUAUUAAGAGGAAAGCUUGCAGUUGUGAGGGAUUCCCAUUUCAUGAGGUUAUUCAAGAAUUCCUUGUGAACAAAGAUAAAUUGAUGAAGGUAAUCAGGUACCAAAGACCUGAUUUAUUAUUGUUCCAGAGAUUUACCCUUGAAAAAAUGGAAUGGCCCAAUCCCUAUGCAUGUGAGAAAUUGUUGGUACUUUUGACCCGCUAUGACAUGAAAGAAAGAAAACUUGGUAGAAGGAACUCUAAACAAUUACAGCCAAUACGAAUUGUUAAACCCCGAAUCAGAAAUGGAGUUCAUUGUUUUCAAGUAGAAUGGGAAAAGCCUGAACAUUAUGCUUUAGAAGAACAACAACAUGGAGAAUUGCUUCUACUUACAAUCGAAGAAGAAUCAUUGUUUACAGCAGCCUAUCCUGAGAUUGUAGCUGACUACCAAAAACAAAAAUUAGAAAUUAAAGGGAAGAAACCAAAAAAAAAUAUGAAAAUUAAACCUAAGGAAAACAGUUCACCAGAAUCAGAUGAUGCAAUGAGUUUUCAGUCAUUUAAGACUUUAAACCCCACAUGUGAAAUCUUUCUUAAGCAGAAUGCCAAGUUAAAUUUGGAAAUUUCUCCUGAUCCUCCAUUACCACAGAAAUCUAUUUCUGCCUUAUCCAAUGGCUUGCUUUUACCUGAAAAUGCUCCUUAUUUGAGUACACAACAGCAAAUGUCUUCUUCAAGACCUUUGACUAUACAGGAUAUUAAAGAUAUCAGUAAGUCUGUAAUUUCAGAAUCUAAUCAGCCCAAUAUUUCAUCCUAUAAUAUAUCUGCAAUUACUGACCUACACUUGAGUACCAUUGACUGGGAAGAUACUUCUUUUAGUAAUUCUUCAGCUAUUCAAAUAAACCCUCUCUCUCAUGUUUUACAACAAUCAGAACUUGAAUCAGACCUAUCAGCCAUCCCUGAAGACUUUGGAAAUAUCCCAGAACAGUUGUCAUAUGAAUCAGAAUGGAGUAACACAAACAUCAAUAAAGGGUUGCAUGGGAAUCUUCAAAAGAUUAGUCCUGAAGAGCAUCUACUUUCUGGCAUUAGUGAUUUACAUCUUCAGGAUUUGCCUUUAAAGAAACGAAUACAAAUAAAAUCAUCAUAUCCUCAGGAUAAUAUACAACCAGAUAUUCAUCUGAAAACUGUGUCCCUAACAAGGGACAAAGAAUCUUGUAUUGAUAACAGUAGUUCUGAUUGUCUGUUGCAUCUUUCAAAAGAUCUUCCAGAAAUUCAUUUGCAAAAUGAAUCUAGAAAGUCUCAUUUCCUAAAAGGAGACCAGCUACAUCAAGAAAACUAUAAAGUUAGUACUUCCAUACCUUAUCCUGUCAAUAAUCCAGUAGUAAAGACCUCUGAUAUUAGAAUUGGACCACUACAUCCUGCUUUAGAUCGUAGUAGAAAAAUUGAUAGGCAACGCACUCAAAAAAUCGUCAUGAAGAAUAGUGUUUUUUUUGACAGACAUUCCUCUGAUGAAGAAAGUACCCCAACAUUUGGGAAAGCUAAGUGCACAACUCAAAAAAUGAGUUACAGUUCUCAGAACCAUAGCCCAGCCCACUUCAAAGGACACAACCACAGCAAAUUGAGUAACCCUAAGAUACAUGUUAAAGAAACUGAACUGUUUGUCAAGUCUUAUAAAACAACCGGAAAUGAAGAAAAAUGUUUUCUAGAUACAGCAAAAAGUUCUCAGAGUUGUCUACAAAGUCAUAAGAAAGACAGGGAGCCUGGUACUUAUUUGGAUAGUCCUCUUCCUUUAUCCCAGAGAUUAAAAGUAAGAUUCCAGAAUACAUGAAAGAUAAAAUACUUCAGUAUAAUUUAUACUAUAUCAAUAU
Ictidomys tridecemlineatus (thirteen-lined ground squirrel) is the source of this 3988-nucleotide messenger RNA. Lineage: Eukaryota; Metazoa; Chordata; Mammalia; Rodentia; Sciuridae. The record is from RefSeq and is a predicted model, not a curated record.